Messenger RNA from Caenorhabditis elegans, 1530 nucleotides. RefSeq names its product Protein kinase domain-containing protein (gene K11H12.9). Gene Ontology annotation, molecular function: ATP binding. The transcript is spliced from 5 exons. The record is from RefSeq and is marked reviewed. The coding region runs from base 859 to 1182 and encodes 107 amino acids. NCBI's taxonomy places the organism in Eukaryota, Metazoa, Nematoda, Chromadorea, Rhabditida, Rhabditidae.
AAUGCCCCGCCGCAACCCCUUGUGGCUCCGACUCCCUGGCUCAUCGUCCCCAUCAUCUUCCUCGACUACCGAGGAACUCCGUCUGGCCGCCCUGUCACCGUACAGCCCAAAUGAUGACAUCUCCUCGAUCCCCGACUCUUUGGAGCAUUCGCCGGCAAAAACUUCCGAUGAUGGAUCUGAAAUUUCUAGAGCAAAGUGAGUAUCCUGUUGUCUUGCUCUAAAAUUGUUUCCUUAAAUAGUUUCAGUUUCAGCUCUCCAAGCUCGCCGUCUCGUUCCCCGAGCAAGAAAGUAUCCUGGUCACUAUUUGAUCAGGUCUCUCUGUCCGGCGAAGAAUUCCUACUUCCUCGUCGCUUUGAGGCAAUUGAGCUCAACGCUGGAACGAGCACUCGAUCCACUUCAAUUUCCUGCUCAGCGACAGACCUUCUCGAGAGUGAUCACGUUACAAUCCGCAAGAUUUCGCUUCAAGACCCGGCCACAGCUAGACGGGAAUACCGGAACAUUAUCCUGUGCAGACUCCUUCCCCAUCCAAAUAUUCUCCCAAUUUCCGAGGCUUAUGAGGUAGAUUCCACAUUGUAUACGGUAUCGGAGCAAAUGGACGGACGGCUCAGUGACAUUGUUGAAGAGCGGUUGACACAUUUCGUGGUGGCCAAGAUUUCACAUCAGAUUCUCGCUGCCGUAGCGAUGAUGCAUCAGAAUGGAAUUGCACAUGGGGACCUGACACUCAGCACGAUUUACGUCAACACUGACGCGGAACUCCGUCUCUCGUCCUAUGGUAAAAGCGACGACUCUUCAGAACAUCUUGACGAGAGAUAUCGAGAUGACCUACUCUCAAUCGGCGCCAUUGUUUCGCGUUUCUUGAUGAACGAGGAGGAAAUGUUCAAGUUCUCCAAGUCCAGAAAUCUCAAAGAUAUCGACUGGAGAGUUGUGCUCGAGGGAAGCAGUGACUCGGGACUUCUUGAUUUCAACGCCCGAUCUCUACUGUUCCAACUUCUUGAAGGACGUCAAUCGGCUCGAGAUUUGCUCCGUCAUCCGUAUUUCAAAUCAUUCCGCGCUCCACAGCACCAAACUGUCGAGCGAAAGCAUACUGUAGUUGGGCAGAAAACUUCUGAUGAAGUUUUAGACAAACUUCGAGAAGAACUUCAACGAUUCAAUCCAUUCAACAUGUCAGAGAUUAUGCUCUGAACAUUUUUUUUUGUUAUUUUUUUUCUAUUAUAACACGGGUUCUGGUCUUCCUCAUUGAAUUUUCCGUGUUUCAUUGACAAUCGCCGCCAAGGCGUGGGAAAGUCGUGUACUCCACACGGACAAAUACAUUUAGUUUUACAACUAAAAUCGAGCCGCGGCGCGCCGUAAAUCUACCCCAGAUAUGGCCGAGCCAAAAUGGCCUAGUUCGGUAAACUCUUCCAUUUCAAUUUAUGAGGGAAGCCAGAAAUCCGUGUUAUAAGAGAUAUAUUCCCCCCACUAGUUCGAGUUUCAUUCCCCCAUCCAUGCGGUUUCUUGUCUGUGGUUCCCGAUUGAGAACGAUAACUUUGA